GGCCAGGAGGCCACCCCGAGCUGUCUCGCCCACCAGAGCCAGCCAGCAAAAUAUGUUUCUCACCUGUUUUGCAGAGCAGACUGGUUCCUCCUGGACAGCCGGAUGGUUCGCCACACUGCCAUCGGCUUGUUCUGCUGUGGGGUCUCGGUCUAUCUAACAGCUCUUGCCAUCUACAUGCUGCUGCUGUUUGAACUCGAGGCUGGCAUUGCCAGUGCCUGCAUUCUCUCCUCUGGCAUCAUUGUCCUGUUGAUCACAGUGACGCAUGCACUGGUAAGGGCCUCCCAAGUUUCACGUCGCAGCCACUCUGAGGUCUCUCAUACUCUCUAUGAGAAUGACUCUGCCCGAUGUGGUGAAGCAUGUGUCAAUGACCCGAACAAUAAGAAUGUGGUUGCACCCCGGCCCCGGCCUGAGAUCCACCGAGAAUUUUCCUUCCCUCCUUUUCUGGAGCGCAAGUCCCAGAUGGACUCUGCAGCCAGCAGCAACCUCACCUCCUCAGGGAGCCCAGGGCCCCACUCCGAGAAGGAGAGCUACAACCUGCCCCGAACACACAGGACGCUCUCAGCUGAGUCAGGCCUGCUGCAGGCACAGGGCAAGCCCUGGAACAGCGUCACCCAGGAGAUGAGGAAUAUACUGUCACGGAAACCUGGAGCUGCGGGGAAGGAUUCAACUCUGGUGUGAGUGGAAGCAGGACCAUUUUGCCCCAGCUUAUCACAGGGCAGCUGUAGGCAGCAGGGCCAAGAUCUGCAUUUCUAUUUAGAGCUUAACAUAGGUCAUGCCAGAACCCACACGUUAAGGAGCAUCAUCAGACAGGGUGGAUGACUGCUUUUCCAUCCUCUGUCCUCCUGCAUGGAGGAAGAGGCUUUGGUUCUCUCCCCAAAGUCUGGCUACAUUAACCUGCCUGGUGAGCUCAGAGAGUGGGCAGAGCCACGGAGGACAAGUCUGUGCAGCUGCAGCCUGAUGCUCUUCACUCCUUUUACUGAGAGGAUACCAUCUCCACUGAAACCCAAAAGUGCUCAGCCCUCUGCCCUGAGCCCCCAGUCCCUCCUGCCAGAAAGCACAAGUACUAAAGGCAGUGCUUGUUUUUGUGAAACACAAGCAGGUUUAACUCACUCUGUUACUGCAGGCCUGCUCUGAGGUGACACUGCUGGUGACUCACAAUCCCAGUCUGGCAACAGUUCCUGGUCAUUCAGCAAUCUGUAAGCAUUUCAGGGAGUGAAGGGAGGCCGCUGAUCCAAACAGAUCCCCUCUAACCUCCUAAGUUACUACAUCUGUAACCCUGAACACAAUCCAUGGUUACAAAACAGUACUUUCGGGGGAACUGGGUCUAAUACCGCUUUGUUUCAUUUACUGAGCUUUGGAGAGCCCAGACUAAGCAUCUUUCUAUGAUUUCAAGGUCUCUUCUGCACUUUCCUCCACAGCCCAAGGAAAUCGCAUCCUUAAAUUCUUCAACAGAGCAGAGUUGUUGGUUCCAAGGAAAGAUUAACAUUGAAGUUACAUCCCUUUUAAAGUGAUCUCCAAAGCUAUGUGUAGAGCUUUGCUUCCACUGCUUGACAGGGGAUGAAGAAAGUCCACCUUUUUUUUUUUCCCCCCCUUCUCAGAAGAGCAGGACAGUUUCUUUUUCUCUUGAAAAGCUCUAAUAUGCAUGUCUUUGUUUUGCUCCCUGCCCUUUGAAACAUGCAGAAUCCCCCCCACCCAGCCCAAGCGAGUAAGAGGGGAAAGCUUUAGACAGGACUUUGUUUUUUCUUUUUAUUAUUGUUCUCA
Struthio camelus australis is the source of this 1761-nucleotide messenger RNA. The record is from RefSeq and is a predicted model, not a curated record. NCBI's taxonomy places the organism in Eukaryota, Metazoa, Chordata, Aves, Struthioniformes, Struthionidae.